This is a messenger RNA of Nycticebus coucang (slow loris), 6901 nucleotides long. RefSeq names its product huntingtin interacting protein 1 (gene HIP1). Gene Ontology annotation, molecular function: actin filament binding; phosphatidylinositol-3,4-bisphosphate binding; phosphatidylinositol-3,5-bisphosphate binding. The coding region runs from base 66 to 3179 and encodes 1037 amino acids. Gene Ontology annotation, biological process: clathrin coat assembly; actin filament organization; endocytosis. The transcript is spliced from 31 exons. The record is from RefSeq and is a predicted model, not a curated record. Gene Ontology annotation, cellular component: clathrin-coated vesicle; presynapse; actin cortical patch. NCBI's taxonomy places the organism in Eukaryota, Metazoa, Chordata, Mammalia, Primates, Lorisidae.
UGCCUGGCGGCGCGGUGGGUAUCCCGGGGCCGACUAGGGCCCCUGACUCGGUUUCGCGCGGCGACAUGGACCGGAUGGCCAGUUCCAUGAAGCAGGUACCCAACCCGCUGCCCAAGGUGCUGAGCCGGCGCGGGGUCGGCACGGGAUUGGAGGCAGCUGAGCGCGAGAGCUUCGAGCGGACUCAGACUGUCAGCAUCAAUAAGGCCAUUAAUACGCAGGAAGUGGCUGUGAAGGAAAAACAUGCCAGAACAUGCAUACUGGGCACCCACCAUGAGAAAGGGGCUCAGACCUUCUGGUCUGUGGUCAACCGGCUGCCACUCUCCAGUAAUGCAGUGCUCUGCUGGAAGUUCUGCCACGUGUUUCACAAACUCCUUCGUGAUGGACACCCCAACGUCCUGAAGGACUCUCUGAGAUACAGGAAUGAUUUGAGUGACAUGAGCAGGAUGUGGGGGCACCUGAGUGAGGGGUAUGGCCAGCUUUGCAGCAUCUACCUCAAACUGCUGAGAACGAAGAUGGAGUACCACACCAAAAAUCCCAGGUUCCCAGGCAACCUACAGAUGAGUGACCGACAGCUGGAUGAGGCAGGAGAAAGUGAUGUUAACAACUUUUUCCAGUUAACAGUAGAGAUGUUUGACUACCUGGAGUGUGAACUAAACCUCUUCCAAACUGUGUUCAACUCCUUGGACAUGUCACGCUCCGUGUCGGUGACAACAGCUGGGCAAUGCCGCCUAGCACCACUGAUCCAAGUCAUAUUGGACUGCAGCCACCUCUAUGACUACACUGUCAAGCUUCUCUUCAAACUCCACUCCUGCCUCCCAGCUGACACCUUGCAAGGCCACCGGGACCGCUUCAUGGAGCAGUUUACAAAGCUGAAAGAUCUGUUCUACCGCUCCAGCAACCUACAGUACUUCAAGCGGCUCAUUCAGAUCCCCCAGCUGCCUGAGAACCCACCCAACUUCCUGCGAGCCUCAGCCCUGUCAGAGCACAUUAGCCCUGUGGUGGUCAUCCCAGUGGAAGCCUCAUCACCUGACAGCGAGCCAGUCUUAGAGAAGGAUGACCUCAUGGAUAUGGAUGCCUCCCAGCAGAAUUUAUUUGACAACAAGUUUGAUGACAUCUUUGGCAGCUCGUUCAGCAGUGACCCCUUCAAUUUCAACAGUCAGAAUGGUGUCAACAGAGAUGAGAAGGACCACUUAAUUGAGCAGCUGUACAGAGAGAUCAGUAUGCUGAAAGCGCAGCUGGAAAACAUGAAGACUGAGGGCCAGCGGGCUGUGUUGCAGCUGAAGGGCCGCAUCAGCGAACUGGAUGCCGAGCUGGCAGAGCAGCGGCACCUACGGCAGCAAGCAGCCGACGACUGCGAGUUCCUCCGGGCAGAGCUGGACGAGCUGCGCAGGCAGCGGGAGGACACCGAAAAAGCUCAGCGGAGCCUGACAGAGAUAGAGAGGAAGGCCCAGGCCAAUGAACAGCGGUACAGCAAGCUAAAGGAGAAGUACAGUGAGCUCGUUCAGAACCACGCUGACCUGCUGCGGAAGAAUGCAGAGGUGACCAGACAGGUGUCUGUGGCCAGACAAACCCAGAUAGAUUUGGAACGAGAGAAGAAAGAGCUUGAGGACACCUUGGAGCGUAUCAGUGAGCAGGGCCAGCGGAAGACUCAAGAACAGCUGGAAGUUCUAGAGAGUUUGAAGCAAGAACUUAACACCAGUAAAGUAGAGCUCCAGGUCCUCCAAAGCAGCCUAGAAACUUCAGCCCAGUCAGAAGUAAAAUGGGCAACCCAGAUCGCUGACCUGGAGAAGGAGCGGGCCAACCUGGUGAGUGCUGCAGCUUCUCGCGAGAAGGAAUUAUCUGCCCUCCAGGAACAGCUAAAGCACACCCAACUCAAACUGGCCAGCUCACAGGAGUCAGUAUGCCAGCUCAAGAAAGACCAACGAAAAAUGCUUCUGGUGGAAACUAGGAAGGCUGCGGAGCAGGUGAUACAAGAGGCCCUGAACCAGCUUGAAGAGCCCGCUCUCAUCAGCUGCGCUGGGUCUGCAGAUCACCUUCUCUCCACGGUCAAGUCUGUUUUCAGCUGCAUUGAGCAACUGGAAAAAAGCCGGAGCCAGUAUCUGGCCUGCCCAGAAGAUAUCAGUGGGCUUCUCCAUUCAGUAACCCUGCUUGCCCAUUUGACCAGUGACACCAUCGCUUAUGGUAGCACCACCAGUCUUAGAGCCCCACCAGAGCCUGCUGACUCACUGACAGAGGCCUGUAAACAGUACGGCAGGGAAAUUCUUGUCUACCUGGCCUCCCUGGAUGAAGAGGCCUCCCUGGAGAAUGCAGACAGCACAGCCAUGAGGAACUGCCUCAGCAAGAUCAAGGCCAUUGGCGAGGAGCUCUUGCCCAGGGGCCUGGACAUCAAACAGGAAGAGCUGGGAGACUUGGUAGACAAGGAGAUGGCUGCCACUUCAGCUGCCAUUGAAAUUGCCACAGCCAGAAUUGAGGAGAUACUCAGCAAAUCCCGAGCAGGAGACACAGGAGUCAAAUUGGAAGUGAAUGAAAGGAUCCUUGGUUCCUGUACCAGCCUAAUGCAAGCUAUUCAAGUGCUGAUUGUGGCCUCAAAGGACCUCCAGAGAGAGAUUGUGGAGAGCGGCAGGGGUACAGCAUCCCCUAAAGAGUUUUAUGCCAAGAACUCUCGGUGGACAGAAGGACUCAUCUCAGCCUCCAAAGCUGUGGGCUGGGGAGCCACUGUCAUGGUGGAUGCAGCUGAUCUGGUGGUCCAGGGCAGAGGGAAAUUUGAGGAGUUAAUGGUGUGUUCACAUGAAAUUGCUGCUAGCACAGCCCAGCUUGUGGCUGCAUCCAAGGUAAAAGCUGAUAAGGACAGCCCCAACCUGGCCCAGCUGCAGCAGGCCUCUCGGGGAGUGAACCAGGCCACUGCUGGGGUUGUGGCCUCAACCAUUUCUGGCAAAUCACAGAUUGAGGAGACAGACAAUAUGGACUUCUCAAGCAUGACACUGACCCAGAUCAAACGCCAAGAGAUGGAUUCCCAGGUUAGGGUGCUGGAGUUAGAAAAUGAAUUGCAGAAGGAGCGACAAAAACUGGGAGAACUUCGGAAAAAGCACUAUGAGCUUGCUGGUGUUGCUGAGGGCUGGGAAGAAGGAACAGAAGUGUCUCCACCUGCACUGCAAGAAGCGGUAACCGAAAAAGAAUAGAGCCAAACUGACACCCAUGCGUCAGAGUGUAAAUCAUUGUUACCCAUCUAUGUGUUUGUUAUUUCCCCAGCCACAGACCAAAUCUGUGAAGUCCCCAUGGCAGCCCUGCCACUCCCACUGCCCAGCUGAGGACCUGCAUGAUCCUUCUAAAGACUCCCUCUACAGUGACACCCUUUCUGUUUAAACCCACGGUCUCUGUUCUUCCCCUGCCUCCCUAGUAUCCAGGCCACUCCUGAGCAAUCUCAGGUCCAAAGAGGAGAGGGACAGACCAUGUACCAGGGAGGUCUACCUACUUUUGACCUCCACACGAUUGGUGUCCUUAUUAGAGGGGCUUCUUGGUGUCGUCAAGAGCUUGGAGAAGGACGGUCUUAAGCAUUUUCUUUUCUGUUUUCUUCUCAGUCUUUUCAGUUUCAUCAUUUGCACAAACUUGUGAGCAUCAGAGGGCUGGUGGCUUCCAAACCAGGACACUAGCCUGCAUCUGCAGUCAGAAGAACAGCAGGAGUGUCCUGUCCGAGACUGCCAAGGCAAUGCUACCCCUCUUUUGGCAGUUCCUGGAUUCCCACUGCUUCUUAUGGUGGUCAGUUGGGUUUUAGGUUUUUUUUUUUUUAAUCUCACUCACAUAGCCAACUCUCCCAAAGGGCACAUCCCUGGAGCUCUGUGUUACCUGGGGCCCAGCCCCACAGCAGUUCUAGCAACGGUGCUGCUCCGGUUUCACCUUGGUGCUCCUCCUCCACCUCCUGCUGAUCGAGGCCUGGUGAGCCCAGGCUGGGCUCUGGGGCCAGCAGAGCUGCCCAGUAACAGCUUUUCCUCAGAAGGCAGCAGCAGAGCGAGUGCCUUUCCUCCCUAACGCUGGGCUCCCGCUGAAAGCCUCUGUCUACCUUCACAAGUGAGAGGACUGCAGAAAGAGGGAAAGGAGGACUACACACAGCGCAUAGGGGACACCUUUCUUAGGAAUUUCUGUGACCAGGCUCAAAAACCUUAACUUAUGCUCAAACCAAGCUGGUGAGAGUAACAACACUACUUCCCCUGGAAUGAAGUGUCCAUGUCAUGUCAAGUGGGCCACCUCUCUUCCUUCCCAGAUGGGGCCCUGAGAGGAGGGAGUAGGGAAGGGAUCCCCAGCUCCUUUCCCCACAUGUCUGCCUGGGCAUCCUCUUGAAUCUGAAGAAGAUCGUUCCAUGUUCUACCCAGCUGACAGACCCAGAAGGUCAGACAUCCUUGCUCCCAUCAGGAAAGAACCCUGUGUUUGGUUUGGUACCCUUAGUAUUUAUUACUAACCUCCUUUAAGCAGCAGCAGCCUGCAAAAAGAUGCUUGGAGCAGUCAGGACUUCCUGUGCGACUGUGACUGUAUUGCUGCCCCGCUGCAUCAGCCUUCAAGAAGUGGAAGCGAGGCCAAGGGUGCCAUCCCUGGGUUGUUACUGGCUUGGAUCCCAAAGCAAGGAGGUCCCUCAGAACUUGUGGGUCAGGGAAAAUGAGAAAGGGGACUCCUUCCUGAUAGACCUUCCAGGCUUUUGCUGCCUGGCAGACAGGAUGAGGACAGAGGGCACAGGAACAGCCUUCUAGAUAUAGGCAGCUUGCCAGCACUUUUCCACUUCCGGAUGGACCCCCAGCAUCUAAGUGACCUUCUGAUCUCUGAAAAACGUCUUCCUUCUUUAUCUCUAGCAACUCAUUAGUAGUAGCCAAUAAGCACUUCCCAGGACUGGUCCCAAAGGAACAUUGCUAAGUUUUGCUACAUGACGGGUUGUGAGACUUCUGUUUGAUCACUGUGAAUCAACCACCCUCUUCCUACCCCAUCCCUGACUCCCUUUCUCUGCAUUUUCUAAGUGAGGAACUCAAAAAACAAUCUCCCAGGAACCCAGAUGGCCAUACUCAGUCAGACAUAUGACCUCCAUACUAGAUUAAGGAGAUGUCAGCAGUAAAAACCAGGCAGUCUUAGGUUUAGUGCCACUUUGUGCUUAGCUUUCUUCCAUCCCAUGGCUCAGAAGGAGUGGUGUGUGGCAUCUCUGUCCCAUUUGUGCCAAUUAAACCAAUCAGUGUGUUCUCAGUGUGGGUCAGCACUUUCAAAAGUGGCUGGUCUUCACUUCUAGAGUCAAGUGUAGCGCAUUGGACCAGAUUAAGAUUUCUGAAUAACACUCCUCUUAAAAGGAAGCCACCAUAACUUUAAAAACCUUCCUGGACUUAGCCUAAGUAAUAAAACAGUUAAGAAAGCACUUAAAUAGGAACACAGGCUAAUUCAGUGUCACAUGAGGAAAUACCUGUCAGAUGUGGUAUAAUUACUUUUAUAAUAGCUCAAAUUAGAAAUUAUUCCAUUCUCCAACCAAAGUCAAAUUGUCCUAAAUUGUCUUUGGCUCUUCUAAAAAUGAGUGUGUUAUACUUAUGAUUAAAACAGAAAUCACAUCUUAAAGCUAAAAAUGCACCUCACAGCUUUUUAAAUGAGUCACUGAGCAUCAUUAGUGACCCAUGUCUUGAGUAAUGGGUCAUGACAAGACAUGAUGGCAGCAAAUGGCUUAGGGUUACAAUGAGGCUGAAAUUCAGUUGCAUCUGUUAGAGUGCUCUAAUACCUCUGGAAUAAGAAUAUUUGUAUACAUAAUGAGGAAAAAAAGACCUUCCUUUGUGGGGGAGAUUUCCUAUCUGAGCAAGGAGUUUAAAUUAGACUAUAAUUUAGAUUUUUUGCCAAUUUUUCUGCCUACAGCAGUAUCCUAGGAGCGCACCUGAGUGUGAGUCCUUAACCCAGUGACUGGAAGAACCAUAUGCUGUCCAGAGCAUCAUUUCUUGGGGUUGUUUUCAGGUACCAGGUCAGACACCAAGGUUUAUACCAAGUAACACAAGGUCACAAGCACAUGUCACUUCAGUUAGGUUAAUUUUCUUUGGCCUCUCACCCCUGAGAAAAAGCUGGUUCUCAGCUAGCACCAGGGAACUUCUCACUUCUUUAUUGGCGCUUUAGAAGGGUCUACUGGCUUCACUUCACCCUGGUCUUUAAUAACAAGUAAAUGUCUUGCUAUCUUCUACCACCUUUCCAAAUCUCUGGAAAUCCUUCCUGCCAAUGAAAGCCUUCAGUCCCAACUUUGGCCUUCCGAGCAGACUGGCUUUGCCCUCUUUCUGCCAUCCUUGGUUCUCUAGACUGCACUGCCUGCAGCAUAGAAAACCACCCUCAUGGGCCUGCCAGCCAUCAAUGCAGCAAACCAGGCUAGCUAUUUGCUGCUCAAUUCCUUCUCCCAGGUCCAUACCAAAUACAGGAUCAGCAACACAGUGGUCACACCACACCUAGGAGCCAAAGCAAGGAAAAUAAUUGGUUAGAUGCUGUUGGGCCCAAUUCUGAGAGCAGAUUUUUCCAGACAUGUCUUUCAGGUGACCCUCAACUACCUCAGGUUUGAAAGCCCUAAAUUAAGCUGAUUACCACUCAUAGGGACAAACCGAGGGGGUUCAGUUAAAAUCUUGGUGAUAAUGCAAUUGUCUCAAACUUAGAACAAAUUCUUUCACAUUGAGAUUUGCAGGGAUAGGGUUAGGUUUAUUUUGUCUUUGUUUUUAACCUGUCCCCUAAUUUUUCAUUAGGAUAGUUCCUAUAAGUGAAUUUCAUUUUUCACUGAGUGCCUACCUUCCCAGUGCAGGUAGCCACUGGCUUUGGUUUCCUUCCAACAAAACUUCUAUUAUGGUAUUAAGACUUUUCUUUGUAUAAUAUAUUGCAUCUGUUUUCAGUUUUUCAAAUAAAUAUUUCAGCCUGGCAA